CUCAGACCAACUAGACAUUGUAUUUCGCUGUGUAAUUAAAUGCAUUAAUUUUCAUUCCCGUCACGCUUCAAUCCCUUCCUAUAAGUCCGUUCCAUUCGCCACGCCCAAUCCAACUGCCCAAAUCAAUCAAUCUCUCAACUCCCAAAAAUGGCGAAAUUCGGCAACCCCCUUAUCCUCCUCGCCCUCCUCCUCCUCGCCGCCGCCUUCUCAGCGGACGCCGCCCUCGGAGGCGGAGGACAGACCGGCAUAGUGGGCGGGAUAAAAGAGAUCAAGAACGUGAAGGAAAACGCGUAUGUUCAAUCUCUGGGGAAGUUCUCCGUGGAAGAACAUAACAGCCGUAGCGGCAAGCAGCCGUCGGUAAAGGACGGUGCCCUGAAAUUCAUAGAAGUUUUCAAGGCGGAGCAGCAGGUGGUGGCCGGAAUCAAGUAUUUCCUCCACAUCCGCGCCUCCUUGCCCAAUGGUGACGAGGGAACUUUCGAUGCCGAGGUGGUGGUCCCACCCGGCAUGAAAUCGAAACAGUUGCUCUCCUUCAAACGGGUCGGCGGUGGGAAGUAGAUGAAACCGCCGCCACCUCUGACGGCGGGCUUGCGUUUCGGGUGCGGUGUGCAAUGGUUUUAGUAAUGCAGGAAAUGGGAUGGGUGUGAUGUAUGACUGUCUGUAUUGUGUGUGGCUGUAAGGAAUUAUUUUCUACAGUGUAUUAUUUAAUUCCUUACUUUAAUAAGAUGUCUCCUUUUUUAUUACUGGGUAUUUGUUCUGUUUACUUUAUGGAGUCACAUUCACUCUCCUCCUUGGAUUGGCACAAGAAAAUUAUGACUGUCUGUAUUGCGUUACGGAGAUUUUUCCCAGAAUAAUGCUAAUUAAAUUAAUUAUUCCUGAAAUACUGCCGGGUUAAAAUUAAUUCCCAAAAUAGUGGUGGAAUUAACCACGGUUAAGGAAAGUCGUCACUCCAAGUGGCGGCUCUUCUCUUAUAGUACAAAAGUUAUCA
This is a messenger RNA of Cuscuta europaea, 985 nucleotides long. The record is from the annotation of a GenBank genome assembly. NCBI's taxonomy places the organism in Eukaryota, Viridiplantae, Streptophyta, Magnoliopsida, Solanales, Convolvulaceae.